ACAUCUUUUAUCUUUUUGACAUUUGGAAAAAAAAUUUAGUCCAAUUUUUUUAUGCUUGUCUACGUUGUAAUUAUUUAGGACAUCUUACAAAAUUUUAAGAAAUUUUAAAAAAUUUUAACAAGCCGAAAAUAUGGUUCCAAACAGUCUAUUUCAUACGCUUAAAAAAUAAAAAAUUCUUGCGUGUAACAGAUUGUUUGAAUCCUGUUUUUGGCAUGCUAAUUUUUUUAAAUCACUAAAUUUUUUACAAAAUAUCUUAAAUAAAUACAACGUAAACAACUAUAAAUUCUGACACACAUAAAGGUUGUUGGUCCAUUAAGUGAACCCCUUUUAGGAGGUGCCCUAUAAAAGUAUCCUAUAUAUAAGAAUUUAUUGAAGAUGUAAAGAAGACAAAGGUAUCAUUAGGAAGAAAAUGUGUAUCCAAACUUUGAAGAAUAAAGAAGGCAACAGAUCAGGAUUUUGGACAGCAGAAGAAGACCAAAAACUUGCUCAAGUUAUUCAACUUCAUGGCCCAACCAAGUGGCAAUCUCUUGCUAUCAAUGCAGGUUUGAAUAGAAGUGGAAAAAGUUGUAGAUUGAGAUGGAUGAAUUAUCUUAGACCUAAUAUUAAAAGAGGCAAUAUUUCUGACCAAGAAGAGGACUUAAUACUUAGGCUUCAUAAACUCUUGGGAAAUAGGUGGUCACUAAUUGCUGGAAGAUUACCUGGUCGAACUGACAACGAAAUAAAAAAUUACUGGAAUUCUCAUUUAAGCAAAAAAAUAAUGAAGCAAAAUAAAGAGAAACAAACUAAGAAGAAGAAGAAAUUGGUUCAAGAGAUGAUCAAAGAGGUUGAUCAUAAUUAUCAUAAUGAUUAUAAUCAUAAUCAUAAUGGUUAUUAUGAUAAUGAUAUUGGGUGCUCAAAAAGGAAUGAGAUUAUUAGUAUUUUUGAUCAAGAUAAUUAUUACCUUAACUCAACUUUAUGGGAUGAGCCUUUGAAUUUGGUGUGGAUGAGUAAUUUUCUAGAGGUUGAUGAGACUAAUAAUAAUUAAUUUGUUUUAUUGAUUCACUUAACAUUUUAUUCUCUUAUAGGGUUUUACUUCUUUUUGUAUGAUAUCUAAGGUCUUUAUAUAUAUAAAUAUAAAUAUAUGUAGAUGGGGGUCAUUUUUAGAUCUUUCUUUCUCGUUAAAAUCCCAAAAUUUUUGAGCUUGUAUUAUGUUAGGGUUUUGGGUCUACAAUGUGUAAUUAAUCUAUGAAUUAAUAAGUGGAUUUUUGUG
Cannabis sativa is the source of this 1249-nucleotide messenger RNA. RefSeq names its product transcription factor MYB114. The transcript has 3 exons. The record is from RefSeq and is a predicted model, not a curated record. NCBI's taxonomy places the organism in Eukaryota, Viridiplantae, Streptophyta, Magnoliopsida, Rosales, Cannabaceae. The coding region runs from base 410 to 1024 and encodes 204 amino acids.